CUCGAUUAUUGCGUUAACGUUUUUAUGCAGUAGUAGUGGUGUGGAAGAUUUUCCACAAAAACUCGCCAGGUUACCGGUUCUACAAAAAUAGUUGUGCGUAUUAACUAUACAUUACUAGCUGAUCAAUCAGUUGUGAUAGAUAACAGAGCUGGUGAAAUCAUGAUUGAAGAGAAAAGCUUAAUUUCAAAAUGGUACAAAGGGAAAACUGUCUUCAUAACCGGAGGCAGCGGAUUUAUGGGUAAAGUUAUGGUAGAGAAACUGCUCUACGCAUGUCCAGAUAUCAAAUGUAUAUACAUGCUAAUGCGAAGUAAAAGAGGAAAGUUUCCAAAUCAACGUAUAGAUGAAAUGUGGAAAUUACCUAUGUUCGAACGACUUAGAAAAGCUCAACCCAACGCCUAUAAAAAGAUGGUACCAGUCAUUGGCGAUCUUUACACUGAAAAUUUAGGACUGACUAACAAGGAUAUCGAAACGUUAAUCAGUGAAGUUAAUUUAGUAUUUCAUAUGGGAGCCACUUUAAGGUUAGAGGCUAAGUUGUGCGAUGCUAUAGAACAGAACACUGCAGGUACGGCAAGAGUUAUAGACAUUGCUAAGAAGAUGAAGAAUAUACAAGCUUUUUUGCACUUUAGCACAGCAUUCUGCUCUGCGGAUCUUGAUGUAUUUGAAGAAAAGGUUUACCCGAGUACAGAUAAUCCAAGGGAUGUUAUGGAUGUGACAAAAUGGUUGAACCCAAAUGCACUAGAACUUGCAACUCCCUCGAUAAUAGAGCCGCAUCCAAAUACUUACACUUACAGUAAACGACUGGCGGAAUCUUUGGUAGCAAAUGAAAAGGAUAACCUUCCAGUUUGCAUAAUUCGACCAUCAAUAGUAAUUCCGUCUGUUAACGAACCUGUACCGGGCUGGGUAGACAAUUUGAACGGUCCGAUAGGUCUACUGGUUGGAGCAGGAAAAGGAGUUAUCCGAUCUAUGCAUUGUAAAGGUGAAAAUAAAGGACAGUUUGUACCAGUAGAUUAUGCUAUUAAUUCAAGUAUCUGCAUAAGUUAUCUUGUAGGAACUAAAACAACAGGAUUAGAAGAUGUGCCUGUAUACAACUUAACAUCUUCAUCCGUUUUAACGCUGACCUACAAAGAAAUUAUUGAUCAAGGCAGAGAUUUAUUAUACGAGUACCCAUUUGAAAUGAUGGUUUGGUACCCCGAUGGAGAUAUAAGAUCCUCCAAACUCGUCCAUAAUAUAUACAGUUUAUUCUACCAUUGGUUACCGGCAUUACUGAUUGACUUUAUAAUGAUUUUAAUUAGACAGAAGCCAUUUAUGAUAAGAAUACAAAAGAAAAUUUAUGACGGCCUGGAACUGCUGCAAUUCUUUUCUGUUCGAGAUUGGGUGUUUGAAAGUAAAAACUUCCUUGGGAUUAUGGAUAAAAUAAACGAUGUGGAUAAGGAAAAAUUCCCAAUGAUAAACAUACCUCCUAUUAAACAAUACAUGAUAAAUGCUUUGGUUGGUACGCGGCAAUAUUGUUUGAAGGAAGAUUUGUCCUCAUUGCCAAGUUGCAGAAGAAAAUUGAAAGUGUUAUACGUUAUUCACAAGAUAGCCGUUUAUGGAUUUUAUUACUAUUGCUUCUACCUGUUAAGUUUGCUUAUUCCUCAAGUUAAAAUUCUAUUUGACGGGCUGAACACACUACUCAGCUUUAUUCCAUUAGUUGGUCGAUUUUUUUCUGUCAAAUAACAGUAAAUUAAGCAUGACCGUCGUGUCGUAAUGUCUUUUUUAUAUAAAUAUAAUAAAUAUAAUAAAUAGU
Diabrotica balteata is the source of this 1786-nucleotide messenger RNA. NCBI's taxonomy places the organism in Eukaryota, Metazoa, Arthropoda, Insecta, Coleoptera, Chrysomelidae. The record is from the annotation of a GenBank genome assembly.